CUUCUGAAGUCUGUUUGUGUGUGUGGCUGGUGUUUCGGAAAUUAAAUGAAUUUACUUUUUUGUCUUAAUCAUAUUUUACGCUAACCCGUGUGAGAAUCCUGUUUGUUUCUUUUUCUUUUUAAAAAUUGAAUUUCAAUUUUAUUUUCAUUUAGUAUAAAACUAAUGAACUCAUAAUAAAUACAAACUUAAACCUACUGCAAAAUAUCAAAGCCGAAAGUUGAAGCACCAUCAGUUAGCGGCAGCAGAAGGAGGAGGACUAGAAAAAGAUUUUUUUUGUAAAUUUUAUUGAAACAAGAUUGUAAAAAUCUCAUUCUUAAUUGUUUUAGAAAUUAAUUAUUUGAUUUGAUUCUUGGAAUCGAAGAAAGGCAUCAGGAUAUUGAUAUUUUAUUUGGUUUCUUUGUCGAGCCGAUUUUCUGUAAACGGUAUGUGUUCACCCUGCUAUCCGGAGUUUGUCCCUAUACUUAACUGUAAAAAGCAAAACAAAAACAUUUUUAAUUAAUAAAUUCGUGUAAUGUUUAUUUUUCUGUGCUCUCCCAUAAAAUCUUAUUCAAGAGGAAAACAAGAUAGAAAAGAAAAGUUUUAGUUUGUGGUUUUUUCUACUUAGAACUAAUAGAGGAGCACCUAAAUACUAGGAUUUGUAUUCACGAUUGCAAAUUUUCAAGACACAAGACAAAUAAAUAUUAAGAGGAUUGGCAUAAAUGGCAAAGGAUCGCCCAGGCUGUACAUUUUGUUGUCGGUGAAGGGACGUAGCGAAAAACUGUAGAAACGUAAGGUUUCUUAAAGAACAGCACUAGUUUUUACGAGAACAUCAUAUAAAAUCAUGGCUGGGGCUCAGAAUAGUAGUGAUUCGGUGAAAGCAGAACGUGAAUUAAGUAAUUCGUCCUGCGAUAAUAGUUUACAUUCUUAUGAUUCCGAUAAGAAUGAUCCUUUUGGAAAUGAAAACACUCACGGUACAGCUCGAUAUGUUGGGGUCGUUGGAUGCAGCUCUGGAGAUUUGGGAGGGGUUGGAGGUAAUAUGGGCGGUACAAGUGGCCUCGCCAGCAAAUUUGAUUUUCUUACUAUGAAAGCCGCAAAUAAUCAGAAAUCCUCCCGAACAGACAUGCCUCGAAGUGAAUUGAUAAAAAUGCUCGUUUACCUCGAAGGAGAGCUACAAGCUCGUGAAGUGGUGAUAGCAGCAUUGCGAAACGAACGUGUUAAACACUUUAUUACCCAUCUUCGUUCGAAUCCUAUUCAACAUACUGAUCCGCAUGCUGCACUGUUUCGUGAUAAGAUCGCUUUGGGUGGAAACUUAAUAAGCCGUCAAUCAUCAACAGCAGCAGUGCAAGCUGAUAUGGAAGUCCGAGUUAUUAUCGAACAGCAAAUGGAAUCGCUCUACCAGAUGGUCCAUAAGCAACGAGCCACGCACGUUCGAAUGGUGAGCAUAUUGACUGAUUCGUUGGACAAUAAUCAGAGAAUGUUGCAAGAACUCGAAGAAGAGAAACGCAAACAUGAACAUGAUACCGCUCAGGGUGAUGAUAUAACGUAUGGCUUGGAAAUGGAACGAACCAAACUGAAACAAGAACUUGAAGCGGAGCGAACACAAUCUAAGAAACUGGAAAAAGAUAUAAAGAAGCUACAAGAGACGCUGGAAUUUGAACGUGGUCGCCAGAAGCAAAUUGUAUUGUUAUUGAUAGCCGAACGAAAGAAGAUAUUAAUGAAAUACACGGAAGAGGGUAAGCGUUCUGAGGAUUUGGCUCAGAUAUUAAGUGAGGAGAAACAACGUUCGGAUUCUUUAGCGGAGGGAUUAGAGGAGGAGAGUAAGAAGUCACUCCGUAUGGAAGCCGAAUUGGAAAAGCAAUCAAAAUCAUUCGAAAACGAACGCAAAACUAUGAGGCUGGCACUCGUUAAGGAGGAAAAAAGAAUAAAAGAACUUGAAACAGAAGUUGCUCUUUUGAAGGGUGAAAAUGAAGUGCUAAAGAAGACAAACAUUUUGCCACAGCGAAUGCAAACAAUACAAAGUGUUCCUGUCCCAAAUGUUUCAGCCAAAUCAAAGACAUUGGGAGAUGACUCAUGUGGAACUCCAUCAUCUCUUGUUAAUAUAGCAAAAAUAGUUCAACCAACUGCAACAGUAUCCAGUGUUCCAGUAUCUGGCCCAACAACUGGAAUUGCAAGGUCUAUAUCGUCUAGUCAGACUCUAAGGGCGGCCAAUGUUAUAAUAAUUGAAGAUUCCAAUACUGGUUCUACGCAGCAGCCACCACCUAAGCAAGGAACAACCACCAGUGUGCUAGGGGUUUUGCCACCUGUCAGUCAUCGCACUCCAUUAGCAUCUGUUACAUCUUCUUCAGUUCAGUUGACACAGUCAAUCCAACAACAGCAGCAAUCGCCGCAACAACAGCAGCUACAUACCAUCACGUCACCCAUACUCGCAGCAGCUAUGGCCAAUGCAACUUGUUCGAUUCAAGCAACUGCCCACAAUCCGGGAGCAUCAGCAGUAACACCUUUAAUUACUGGGCAACCAGCGGCAUCACAAAAUUUAGUUGCUGUUCCCAUUAAUAAUAUAAUAGCUAGCGUGACGGUAGCACCAUUACCAAUAUCAUCUAGUGCAAUAGUGGGAACAAGAGGCGUCCCUCCACCUAUUCCGCCAAAUAAACCUGUUGUUCCACCAAAACGUGAACCCUCAAUAUCUCGAACUGGUUCAUUGGCAGCUAAUAACAGUAAAUAAAAAAUAAAUAUACAAAUAAUUUACUUAAGAUAUAGAAAGAGUGUAAACAAUUAAGUCAGAUUUUACAUAAGAACUUAUAUAUAUAUAUAUUAUACAAAUUAAUUUAACAUACUACAAACAAACAAAAGGAUUUAGAAUUUUUUGCGCUUUAAGAAAUAUGAGGCUUUUAAAAUAAACAACCGCUUUCAUUUAAAACACUAGCAGCCUUAUUCAUUAAAAUUUGCCAAAGAUGAAUAGUUUCAUAAAUAGUUAUUUAAAAAAAUGUCACAAAAUUACUAAAAAGAAGAAUGUAUUACAUUAUCAUGUCAUAAGAAUAUAGCUUGCCACCAUCUUUCUUGUCCAAUCACUGGACCGCUUAAGGGUACCGAGUGUUUUAAGGAUUGAAAAAAAUUAAAAGCCAAAAGAAUCCAAAACAUUUUAGUUUUUUUUUUUUUUGUAUGAGAUUAGUUUUUACUUCGGUAUUAUAUUCUUUUUUUUUAAACUAAAUGGGAGCAAAUUUUAAUCAAUUUAAAAAAAAUAUUUAUUAUCAUAUAAAAUUCAAAUUUCGGUAUUAAACAAAUUUUAUUUAGGUACUAUUCAACCUCUAAAGGCGUUUGGCUUAUAAUGUUUCUAUGAAAUAUUGCACAUAUAAGACAACGUCUAGUGCGUUUAUUAAUAAGGCUGCACAUUCACACACUUUGCUAAUGUAUGUUGGUGUUUAAAAGCUAAUGUCAUCACCCAAACGAAGCGAACAUUGUUAUUGUAAACUAUAUUUCACUAUCAUUCGCCCUUCAAAUUCAAAAACUAUGCCCAAUCGCGACUGUAUUUGAAUUUGAAGAAAAACAAAAAUGCUAGUAACUGACUCAAAUCAUUUAUUCCAUUAAUCCUUAUUUGUGUUUUAUAUUUUGUGAUGUAACAUUACUUAUAAACAAAACAUUAAAUACAAUCUUAAAAAAAAAAAACACAUCUGCCUAAAUUAUGUUAAAUAAAAAAUAUUAAGCAAAUACAUUAAUUACGAAAUAGAAUAAAUAAUUCAUUUGUGCAAGUGAUUAAUAAACCUGUAUGAACAUAUAAAUACAAAAGUAUAAUUAUAAAAAUAUAGUAAUAAUAAAAGCAUACCACUCACAAACUUUUUGCAACCAACAAAAAACAACUUUUGUGAGUAGGGGUUCGAAAAUCUGUGUUUCAAAAUUCCCUAUGAUCAACAUUUUAUGUCAUGCUGUUUGGCGGUAAUGCUGCAUGACUCAAAUUGUUUCAUUUUCAAAAUUGCCUUCGUAAUUUUACCAUCGUCGAAAUGUAACAAAAAGAGUAAACAUUACAUCUAAGAUCUUAAAUGCGAACAAGAUGUUUUGGGAUCGACCAAAAAGAAAUUCAUGUGUUAAAAUAUGAGUGAGAUACAGCAUUUCGAUCCCAACACUCCUUCAUCAACAGCUUCUUCAGUUCCCUUAGUCUUAAAUUAAAAAUAUAAACACUAAACAACCAACAAUAGAUUUGAUUUUGAAAUAACUACUCAUUUAUUUUAUUUGAAUUUUAAACUUAAUUUACGGUUGAUUUACAUGUUGCUGCCAACACAAUUUCGUAAAAAACUAGAGCGGGUUAAACGCAGUCUCUCGGUUGAAUAUGAAAAGCAGUGCCUCCGCGAAGAUAAAACUCUUUCGUCUUCAAAACUGGCACUUCCCAUAAAUAUUCAUUCGGGAACAUCUUUUGUGUUUUGAUCUUCUAUCCAUAUCAAAAAAAAUAGUAAUCAACUUCUCUUUGAAGUAAGGAAAUCUUGAUACAUGUUAAUCCAGCAGACAUGCAUUUUUGACUUUAUUUUAUCCGCAAAUAAUUUUACCUUUGAUACAAAAUUGAAGAAAACAAUGAAACAACUUUUACAAGUCAGAUUGUGCUUGGUAUUCACUCUUAAUCAGUUUUGUUUUAAUUUAAUAAAUAUAACUUAUUAAACUUUCCAGAAUUAAAUUUAAGUAUUUUUUUUGUUCAAGUUUUGAAUUAUUUAUUUUAAAAUAAAAAAGUUCUAUUUUUAA
Molecule: messenger RNA, 4704 nt
Organism: Eupeodes corollae
Lineage: Eukaryota; Metazoa; Arthropoda; Insecta; Diptera; Syrphidae
Gene: Naus
Product: CTTNBP2 N-terminal-like protein
Exons: 8
Coding region: 821-2701 (626 amino acids)
Source: RefSeq, a predicted model, not a curated record